Molecule: messenger RNA, 1782 nt
Organism: Vitis riparia (riverbank grape)
Lineage: Eukaryota; Viridiplantae; Streptophyta; Magnoliopsida; Vitales; Vitaceae
Product: UDP-glycosyltransferase 92A1-like
Exons: 1
Coding region: 94-1611 (505 amino acids)
Molecular function (GO): UDP-glycosyltransferase activity
Source: RefSeq, a predicted model, not a curated record
UGUAAUUUCAACAACUCUAGGUCAGUGUAUUAUAGGGGUUUGCGAGGGGUCACAUAUAGAAUCCCUCUUCUCGAACAGCAUAGAUCAGUUGACAUGAUUCUCUCUCAACAGGCGGAGACGAGAGCUAUGGCGGAAGGAAGAGAAAAUAUAGUGAUGUUUCCCUUCAUGGCACAAGGUCAUACAAUCCCAUUUCUGGCUUUAGCUCUUCAUAUAGAGAAGAAGAAGGGCUACAGCAUCACCUUUGUCAGCACGCCUCUCAACAUCAAGAAACUCCGGUCUGCAAUCCCUCCAACCUCCUCCAUUCGCCUCCUUGAAAUCCCUUUUUGCAGCUCUGAUCAUGGCUUCCCUCCCAACACCGAGAACACCGAUGUCCUCCCUUAUUAUCGCAUCAUUGAUUUCCUCCAUGCUUCUUUGUCUCUGAAACCUGCUUUUAGAGAGCUGAUUUUGAACCUUAUCAAUGAGCAACAUGGCUGUCCGCCGCUGUGUAUCAUUGCAGACAUAUUCUUUGGUUGGACUGCUGAUGUUGCCAAGGAGUUGGGUGUCUUUCAUGCUAUUUUCAGUGGAGCUGGGGGGUUCGGAUUGGCAUGCUACUACUCUAUUUGGGGCAGCCUUCCUCAUAGGAAUGCCGAUUCUGAUGAGUUUCUGCUGCAUGAUUUUCCUGAAGCUUCGAGGAUUCAUGUGACACAGCUGCCUAAGAAUAUGUUAGAUGCUGAUGGAACUGAUUCUUGGUCAGUAUUUCAGGGAAAAAAUCUUCCUAGAUGGUUUAAUUCUGACGGGGUUUUGUUUAACACAGCGGGGGAGUUUGAUAAGAUCGGGUUGGAGUAUUUUAGGCGCAAGCUUGGCCGUCCGGCUUGGCCAGUUGGGCCAAUUCUUCUGUCCAUGGAAGGUCAAGCUCGAUCGGGAAGAGAAUCAGGAAUCACCUCUGAGCUUUGCAACAAAUGGCUUGAUGCAAAACCUGCAAAUUCAGUCUUAUACAUAGCAUUUGGAUCGCAGAAUACUAUUUCGGGUUCACAGAUGAAGCAAUUGGCGAUGGCGUUGGAGGACAGCGGCACAAACUUCAUCUGGGUUGUUAGGCCUCCAUUGGGCUUUGACAUAAACUCAGAAUUCAAGGCCGGAGAGUGGCUCCCUGAAGGCUUCGAACAACGGAUUCAAGACCAGAAAAGAGGGUUACUGGUUCAUAAAUGGGCACCUCAGCUGGAGAUUUUGUCCCACAAAUCAGUUUCUGCAUUUUUAACCCACUGUGGUUGGAACUCAGUGCUUGAAGCCCUUAGUCACGGGGUACCCUUGAUGGGAUGGCCAAUGGCGGCCGAGCAGUUCUUCAAUUCCAUGCUUUUGGAGAAAGAGGUUGGAGUUUCUGUGGAGGUGGCCAGAGGGCCUACCUGUGAGGUAAAGCAUGAAGACAUAACAAAGAAGAUUGAGUUGGUGAUGAAUGAGACUGAGAAAAGGAAGGAAAUGAGAAGAAAGGCUUGUGAGGUAAGGGAUAUGAUCAAGGAUGCCACUAGAGAUGACGAAGGUUUUAAGGGGUCCUCUGUGAAAGUCAUGGACGAGUUUUUCAAUGCUGCGUUUUCACAGUGGGGGAGGACCAAGUUGGGACAAAACCAUGAGUAUUAACAGCCAUGAUUAUCUUUAUACUUUAUGUAGACUAAUUUAUAGUCAAAACUGUUUUGCUUUCUGAGAUGCUUCUCUGGUGAACUCCACCACACUUCUCUAGUCUCCAAAUUUAUUAAAAGCAUUUAUCCAUAUGAUAUCCAAAUUACUCGACUACAAUUGCCAAAGCUUGUA